UCUGCCUUCUCUCAGGGAACGGAAGAUCAUGGUCUUGGUUCGGUUCUUCUAGUUCCAGCCUAGAUCAUGAUCUUUUGUUUUACUUGCAUUUCUCUAUAACCUUUUUCUUUUUAUUUUACAAUUUUCCUUCUUGAUAGCUCUUCUGUCGUUUUAUAAUCUAAUCUGCUUUUUUGAUUCAUUGCCGGGCUUUUUUUUCCUGAUUUCUGGUUUGAAUUGCUGUUUCUUUCCUGAUUGAUUCAGAGUUUCUUUGUUUCUUGUUUUUCUUAAAGAGUUUAAUUAAUUAAGACAUGGGGUCUACAUCAUUCAAGCAGUUCGAAGAACAGAAGCUUAGAAAAUUUCCAUAUUUUUUUAUCUACGCUUUAUUCGAAUGGAUUUUGAUAAUCCUGCUGAUUAUCGAUGGCCUGAUUGCUUUUGCUGCCAAUGAAUUUGCCCGGUUCUUCGGAAUGAAAAUCCCAUGCCUGUUCUGUUCGAGGAUCGAUCAUGUUCUUGCUAGCAGAGAUCCUUAUUUUUAUUACAACGACUCGAUCUGUGAAGCUCACAGGAAACAUGUGUCGUCCCUUGUGUAUUGCCAUGUUCACCGCAAACUAUCUGAUAUUCGACAAAUGUGCGAGGGUUGUCUCCUUUCUUUUGGUAGCGAGAAUAAGUCUGACUAUGAGACAUGCAAAUCUCUGGUUGGGAUAUUGGGCAGAGAUAUUAGAUGCUCUGUCGAGGAUGGUCGCAGAAUUCAUUUGAGAUUGCCGUGCAGAGGGAAUAUGGACACUUCGCAGGUUGAGAAAAGCAGCAUGCAUCGGUGUUCUUGUUGCGGGGAGCCUCUGAGGAUUAAGCCCUCAUUUCGACGGGGAUUCCUUCCGUGUCUUCCAUCGAAUGAGUGUGAUUUUCCUCAAGCUCCAGCUUCUUCUCCAAUCAAGGCAAACGAUGAAGAACCACGCGGCUUCGAUCAGGUUCAGAUACCCCUUAUUCGAUACACCGAAGCAAAAUUAGUGUCAGACACCGAAUCAGAGAUUCCAGAGGAUGAUGAGAGCUUAAGCACAAUAACUGAAGACAAUCAAUGUAGGGAAGAUGUCAAAGGCGCCAUUGUGCCGUUCAUUACAGAAAACGAGGAUUUGAAUGAAGAUCCAUGCAAGACACCUAAUCUUAUCAGAGGAAACAAGUUGCUUGGAGUCACAGUCGCAGACUCAGCAAUAUGGCUUGCUAAACUUCCUAGGAAGCUGCAAACUGAAAAGAUAGAAUCAGGUGCAGAGUCCUGGGAAGGAAUUGCUAUAGGUGAAGGAGAUGAUGAGGCCACCCUGGAUUGUCAGAAGAGACAGGUCCGCGUUGAUCGCAAGUUCUUGAUUGCCUUAUACACGGAACUAGAUAAAGAAAGAAGUGCUUCUGCAGUCGCUGCAAACCAGGCAAUGGCCAUGAUUACCCGGUUGCAGGCAGAGAAAGCAGCAGUUCAGAUGGAGGCCUUGCAAUAUCAGAGAAUGAUGGAGGAACAGACCGAGUACGAACAAAAGGCCUUGCAAGUUGUCAAGGAUCUACUUAAAAUGAGAGAGGGCGAAAUCAGGGCUUUGAAGGCGGAGCUGCAGGCUUACAGAGAGAAAGAACAUGGAAUUGGUGCACUUGAGGCACAAACUGAUGAUGGUUGCGUUAAUUACUUAACUCGAUCUGAUUCAUCAGUCAGUUCAUGUUCAGAAUGGGGUAGCCCUUUAGCUUAUUUCAAUGAAAUGGAAUUUUACGGGGAAAAUGGACAUUAUUUUGUUCAAAGUGUUCCGUCACAGGAAGAGAGUGGAGAGAGAAUUAUUGAUGAACCGCUCUUAGAUUUGAGAUGCAAGUAUAACAUCCUAACCAAAGAAAUAUGUAAACUAAGUGAGAGGUUAGAGGCCCUUGAGAUAAAUAGAGAGUUCUUAAAGCAUUCUGUCCGAUCACUUCAGAAUGGUGGUGAAGCGGUACAGCUUUCUGAGGGAGAUAGUCCAACAUCUACGGGAGCUUCAACAGUUAGAGAAAAAGCCCUAGGAGAGCGUUUGUUCUUGAGGGUUUUGUUUUCAUUGAGUUGGGUUUCAGGCCUAUUUCGAUUUCCACUACCAGUGGCAUAAGAGCAAGAAUGAGUGCAAGGACGGCAGGAAGUUGAAAGAAGCCUUUGAAGUUCUUAUUAGGAUGCAGGGAGAGUGUAGAUAUGCUAGAUAAGGUACAUAUAAGGGUGCUUAAAAUUUUGUACCUGGUGACGAACUACUUGUUAAUGGUGAGCUCGAACAACUUGCAACGCUCCAGGACAUUAGGCUGUUCAGAUAAUGUUCAGUUUUGUUGUAUGAAAACUGUUG
Nelumbo nucifera (sacred lotus) is the source of this 2300-nucleotide messenger RNA. The record is from RefSeq and is a predicted model, not a curated record. Lineage: Eukaryota; Viridiplantae; Streptophyta; Magnoliopsida; Proteales; Nelumbonaceae.